AUGAGACUCCUCCGGGAAGCCGUCUGCGAUAUAAAAGCUCAAAUGACAUCACUGGCUGAACACAUCACCAAAUGUAACACCCGGCUUGACGAGUAUGAAAAUAAACUGAUUGCGACGGAAGAACGAUUGCACGUCCUAGAGGAGAAAUCAGUAACAAUCAAUUCACUACAAAACACCAUCACUAUCCUGCGGGAACAGCAGCGCUCUCAAGCACAGGCAUCGCUGAGGAAUGAAGUCGAAAUAUUAGGAAUUAACGAAAUCACAAACGAAAACCCUGUACAUAUCGCACUAGUGAUAUCUCAAAAAAUCGGCUUUCCACUCAACGACGCGGACCUGGACUUCGCCAAGCGUGUAGGGCCCCUCCGUCGGAGUAAGGAUGACCCCUCGACUGGCGACUCCACAGGGGAUCAACCACGCCCACUGGUGGUUAGAUUCCUGCGCCGACAUCAACGCGAUGAAUUCCUGAAAGUGGCUAAAACCAAACGCAAACUCACCUGCUCAGACAUCGAGAUACCUGGCACCCCACGAUUUCUUUACUUCAACGAACGUCUUACUCAUGAAAACCGGCAGUUAUUUCGCUCAGCCCGCCACCGUUGCAAGGGAUCGGGCUUUAAAUACUGCUGGACUAAGACCGGCACUGUCUACAUCCGCAAACAAGAUGGCAAACCAGCGAUCGCAAUCAAAACAAUGGAGGACCUACUUCGCCAUGUCAACCCCAUCGACUAA
Ostrinia nubilalis (European corn borer) is the source of this 726-nucleotide messenger RNA. RefSeq lists its product as uncharacterized. The coding region runs from base 1 to 726 and encodes 241 amino acids. The transcript has a single exon. The record is from RefSeq and is a predicted model, not a curated record. NCBI's taxonomy places the organism in Eukaryota, Metazoa, Arthropoda, Insecta, Lepidoptera, Crambidae.